Molecule: messenger RNA, 4102 nt
Organism: Tachyglossus aculeatus (Australian echidna)
Lineage: Eukaryota; Metazoa; Chordata; Mammalia; Monotremata; Tachyglossidae
Gene: LARGE1
Product: LARGE xylosyl- and glucuronyltransferase 1
Exons: 15
Coding region: 257-2590 (777 amino acids)
Biological process (GO): protein O-linked glycosylation via mannose
Molecular function (GO): xylosyltransferase activity; glucuronosyltransferase activity
Source: RefSeq, a predicted model, not a curated record
GCGGGCUGCAGCCCCGCGCCGCCUCCUGCAGGCCCUCCGGGAUUGCCGGCCUCAGUCUUUCCCUCCGGAGGGAGCAGACCCACCGACCCAACGACCGGGACGGAAGGAGGGAAGGAGGCCCAGGCCCCAGCCCUCCACCAGGCCGGGGGACCAAGGACCAACAGCUUAACCAACAAGAAAGUAAUAUGAGGGAGGCAGCGGACUCUUCGCUCCCACCUGGAACAGUGCUGGGUUAGAAAUCGUCCCUUCAGAGAGAAUGCUGGGAAUCUGCAGAGGGAGACGGAAAUUCCUGGCUGCCUCUCUGACUCUUCUCUUUAUCCCCGCCAUCACCUGGAUUUACCUGUUUGCUGGGAGCUUUGAAGAUGGAAAGCCAGUGUCCCUGUCCCCGAUGGAGUCCCAACCCAACAGCCCGCGUUACACAGCUUCCAGCCAGAAGGAGCGCGAGAACCUGGAAGUGCGGGUGCGGGAAGUGGAGGAGGAGAACAGGGCCCUGCGCAGGCAGCUCAGCCUGGCGCAGCAUGGCGGUCCGACCCAUCGCCGUGGCAACCACUCCAAGACCUACUCGAUGGAGGAGGGGACCGGGGACAGCGAGAACCUGCGGGCUGGCAUCGUAGCCGGGAACAGUUCCGAGUGUGGGCAGCAGCCAGCGGUGGAGAAGUGUGAGACGAUCCACGUCGCCAUCGUCUGCGCCGGCUACAAUGCCAGUCGGGAUGUCGUCACCCUGGUCAAGUCAGUCUUGUUUCAUAGACGGAACCCUCUUCACUUCCAUCUCAUCGCAGAUGCAAUUGCCAAGCAGAUCCUGGCAACCCUGUUCCAGACCUGGAUGGUUCCGGCUGUGCGAGUUGACUUUUACGAUGCCGAUGAGCUCAAGUCUGAAGUAUCCUGGAUCCCCAACAAGCACUACUCUGGAAUAUAUGGCCUGAUGAAGCUGGUUCUGACCAAGACCCUCCCCACCAACCUGGAGCGGGUCAUCGUCUUAGACACAGAUAUCACCUUCGCCACUGACAUAGCAGAGCUGUGGGCGGUGUUUCACAAAUUCAAAGGCCAGCAGGUUCUGGGUUUGGUGGAGAAUCAAAGCGACUGGUACCUAGGGAAUCUCUGGAAGAACCACCGGCCCUGGCCAGCCCUUGGGAGAGGCUACAAUACAGGCGUGAUCUUGUUGCUUCUGGAUAAACUGCGGAAAAUGAAGUGGGAACAGAUGUGGAGGCUGACAGCGGAGAGAGAGCUGAUGAGCAUGCUCUCCACAUCAUUAGCUGACCAGGAUAUCUUCAAUGCGGUCAUCAAGCAGAACCCCUUCCUCGUUUAUCAGCUCCCCUGCUUCUGGAACGUGCAACUCUCUGACCACACCCGGUCCGAGCAGUGCUACAGGGAUGUGUCCGAUCUAAAGGUGAUCCACUGGAACUCCCCAAAGAAGCUGCGGGUGAAGAACAAGCAUGUGGAGUUCUUCCGCAACCUAUACCUGACUUUCCUGGAGUACGACGGGAACCUCCUGAGGCGCGAGCUGUUCGGCUGCCCCAGCGAGGCCGACGUCAACAGUGAAAACCUCCAGAAGCAGCUGUCGGAACUGGAUGAGGAUGACCUCUGCUAUGAAUUUCGGCGGGAGCGUUUCACCGUCCACCGCACCCACUUGUACUUCCUGCACUAUGAGUACGAGCCCGCCUCGGACAACACCGACGUCACCCUUGUUGCCCAGCUGUCCAUGGACAGGCUCCAGAUGCUGGAGGCCAUCUGCAAGCACUGGGAGGGACCCAUCAGCCUGGCCCUCUACCUGUCGGACGCCGAGGCUCAGCAGUUUCUCCGCUAUGCCCAGGGCUCGGAGGUCCUCAUGAGCCGCCACAAUGUGGGCUACCACAUUGUGUACAAGGAGGGCCAGUUCUACCCCGUCAACCUCCUGCGCAACGUGGCGAUGAAGCACAUCAGCACGCCCUACAUGUUCCUGUCCGACAUUGACUUCUUGCCUAUGUAUGGGCUCUAUGAGUACCUCAGGAAGUCUGUCAUCCAACUGGACCUCGCCACCACUAAGAAGGCUCUGAUCGUCCCAGCCUUUGAGACCCUUCGCUACCGCCUGUCCUUCCCCAAGUCAAAAGCGGAGCUGCUGUCAAUGCUGGACAUGGGGACGCUCUUUACUUUCAGGCAGGACUCCAUCGGUCUCUCCCCCCUACCCACCCGUACGAUACCAACUGUCCCUGUCUUCAGGUAUCACGUCUGGACAAAAGGCCACGCACCCACCAACUUCGCCAAGUGGCGAACCGCCACCACCCCAUACCGGGUGGAGUGGGAAGCCGACUUCGAGCCGUACGUCGUGGUGAGGCAGGACUGCCCCGAAUAUGACAGGAGGUUUGUGGGAUUCGGCUGGAACAAGGUGGCUCACAUCAUGGAGCUGGACGCACAGGAGUACGAGUUCACUGUGCUACCCAACGCCUACAUGAUCCACAUGCCUCACGCCCCCAGCUUCGAUAUCACCAAGUUCCGCUCCAACAAGCAAUACCGCAUCUGUCUGAAGACCCUGAAGGAGGAGUUUCAACAGGAUAUGUCCCGCCGCUACGGCUUCGCCGCCCUGAAGUAUCUCACGGCCGAGAACAACAGCUAGCACAAUGGAGACGAGAGACACCGGGGAAUGAGACACUAUAGGGAAGACCCACUUGUCGCCUGGGGCCCAGUUGUGAACUCAGAACUGAGAGGCACAUUUCAUUUGGGUUUAUUAGGUUAUAUUCAGAGCCGGCCCUUGGAACCACAGAGGCCGCCUCUUCCCACUUCCAGCUGCAGCGCGUAUGGGACACAGACCCGAAGUCCUCCCACACGGCCCAAAACGGGAUUGGGAGAAGUGGCGGAGAUGGGGGGGAAGGGAAGGGGCGAUGGUCAUUUCCUUUCCACAGGAACACCCAGCAGAGGCAGGUCUUUGGAAUGAAAGGUUUCACGUGGCUCUUUAAUAACCAAGCUUCAUCUGGAGAAAAGGAAGUCUGAGGGUCGCCUUCCUGUGAAUAAGAACCUCGCUUCUCCAAAAGGGAACAAUUCCUUUUGCUCUAGCAAUCCAGGGAGAUCUCCGUGUGGCGGGCAAGCCAAAGGUCUGAUUUAGCCAUUUGUCUACCUGGAAAGUGAAGGGGCAAGUGCUAUGUCCUGCAAGUGGCAAAGCCCAUCAGUGAAGUGAGGAACCGUCUUUACUUGAAUACAGUGUGGGAUGGAUUCUUGAUCUCCCAUAGGUCUUUUCCACUUCUCUCACACACUGAUCGGCCCUCUCCCUUCCCUGUGGAUAGAAAAGACGGCCAGAUAUACAGAUAUGUGUCUAUUGACGUGUAAGAGUGCACAUAAUAGGAAGGAAAAUGGAACUGCCCUUGGCUUAUACCAGUAGUUAGCUUGGGUUGGCUAUUUACCUGCUCGGGGUCUUUAUAGUCUUUGAGUCCAGAAAAAGAAAACUCACCCAAGUUUCUUAAAGGAAGUGGCUUCCUUGAACCUUCUCCUUCAGUUUUCCUGUUCCAGGACAGGAGAAGAUUGAAGCCGCCAUCUAAAUCUCAAAGGGCCCAGUCAGGAAGCGCCCAAGGCAUGCCUUCACUCAUGUCUCUCAGAGCAGAUGGUUGUGAUGGGGUCCCCUUUUCUACCGAGGGGAAGGGUUCCUCGCCAAAGACAGAGGAGCCCUGUCAGGGUUUCAGCGAAUGAUGUGGGUCGAAUCUAUCCAAAUGACCUCAGGACCGGGUCUGGCUGCUGUCAAGCUCCCAAGCUGCCAGCCCUCAGAGUUCACUCAUCCAAUAGCGGACUACCCAGGUGGGCUCCAGUGCGAGAAACGAUCUCCUCGCCGGAUGGGAGUUCAAAGGAAGAAAACUUGUGCGUAUAUUGAGCGUCUAAGUUCUCGCCAACAUGGGAAGGGACAGUUCACAGCCUUGCUGUGCCUAGGGAUAUGCCAAGAGGACACACGGUGGGGGAUCUGAAAGCAGAUCAUGAGACACUGGACUUUUUACCACUUUCUUUAUUCUUCUCUAUUAAUGUUGUGUUUACAUUGAUGCGAACGAGAUUUAAUGCACUACCCCUCACUGGGCUGUUUGUAUCAAGUUGCAGAGUGACCGGAGAGAGGAGACUCGAAUAAACAACAGAUCAGACUGUUCCUUCA